Molecule: messenger RNA, 1167 nt
Organism: Pogonomyrmex barbatus (red harvester ant)
Lineage: Eukaryota; Metazoa; Arthropoda; Insecta; Hymenoptera; Formicidae
Product: nitric oxide synthase-interacting protein homolog
Cellular component (GO): nucleus
Molecular function (GO): ubiquitin protein ligase activity
Source: RefSeq, a predicted model, not a curated record
UACUGUGAAUAUUGAACGGUAUCAUGACUAUAACGUUUCGGUAAUCCGCGCGCGCACGCUCGAACUCACGUCUCGACGUUUCGACGAGGACAUCACCUUUGCCAUCGUUCCACUGACUCAGACUUUAUUUUUGAACGAACGACGCUCGAAGAAAACGAGUAGCGUUGUCUUCGAAGAGAAGAAUUAUUCCGCGAAUUUUUAACUGCGAUGACGCGACACGCCAGGAAUUGCACAGCGGGUGCGGUGUACACGUAUCACGAGAAGAAGAAGGACGCCGCGGCGUCAGGUUAUGGCACCAACACUCAACGAGUGGGAAAGGACUCCGUCAAGGAUUUUGACUGUUGCUGUCUGACUUUGCAACCUUGCAGGAAUCCAGUGAUAACAAAGGAUGGUUAUCUAUUCGACAAGGAGGCGAUAUUGGAGUAUAUUUUGACUAAGAAAAGAGAAUACGCGAGGAAGUUGAAGGAAUAUGAGAAGCAGAAACAAAAGGAAGAGGAACAAUCACAAGAACAGACGGCUAAUGAGGAACUGAAGAAGCUGCAGAAUUUUCUAAAGACUGAGAAGACCAUUGUAUCAAGUGGUUCUAGUACUUUGGAUGAAACUUCAGUUUCCAAUAUGAAAAAUGGCAAGGAUAAAUUGUUACCAAGCUUUUGGAUACCUUCAAAGACGCCGGAAGCGAAAGAAAUUUCUUUGCAGAAACCUGACAAGACUAUUUAUUGUCCUGUCAGUGGAAAACCAUUGAAAGUGAAAGAUCUGAUUCCAAUAAAAUUCACCGUGGUCCAGGAUCCAGAUGACAAGAGAUCGCUUAUUGUUAAACAGGCACGUUACAUGUGUCCCAUUACACAUGAUGUUUUGGGCAACAGUGUUCCCUGUGCUGUGAUAAAAACAACUGGUGAUGUGGUUACCAUGGAAUGUGUGGAAAAAUUGAUAAAAAAGGACUGGAUCAAUCCUUUAGACAAUUCUAAAUUGACGCCGUCGGAUAUCAUCCCUCUGCAAAGAGGUGGAACUGGUUACGCAUCUGUUAAUGACUCGUUAGAAGGCAAGCAUGAAAGACCAGUGUUACAAGCAUAAAGAAAAAUUCUCAUGUUAUGUUAUGUGUACAGAUGUCUUCUAUUUAUUUGAGAAAGUACAAAUUUUAAUGUAAAUUAAAAUGUAGUUAAGAAUUAA